AUGAGUUCAAGUACUACUGGACCAAAGGAACAGCAGAAUUUUUUGCCACAAGGUAAAUAUCUGAAGCCCAAUGAAAUGGAAUACGAAUUUGGUGGGCCAAUUGGUGUCACUUUCAACAUGAUUUUCUAUCCCGUUCUUAUGUACUACAUGUGGUUGAGUGCCGAAUUUUACGACGGUUCGUUUGCCUUACCUAAUGCUGAUCAAUCUUGGUUAGAAUUCGGUAUUGAACUUGUAGAACUUAUCAGGAAACACGGUAAUCCAUCUUCGUAUUCAUGGACAAUCUUUCUAUCUUUCUGGGCCGCACAAAUCUUUUUCUAUUACACUUUACCUGGUGUAUGGACUAAAGGUCAACCAUUAACUCAUUUAAAAGGUAAGCAGUUACCAUAUUUUUGUAAUGCAAUGUGGACUUUUUACGUCACAAAUGCCAUAGUUCUCCUAUUACACUUUACUGGCAUUUUCAAAUUGUAUACAAUUAUUGAUUUAUUUGGUGAAAUAAUGACAUGUGCUAUUAUCUCCGGCUUCGCAUUCUCUAUUGGAUUGUACCUAUGGACAUUAUACAUUAGCGGUGACUACCACAGAAUGACUGGCAACCACUUUUAUGAUUUCUUCAUGGGUGCUCCUUUAAAUCCAAGAUGGGGCAUCCUUGAUUUGAAAAUGUUCUUCGAAGUUAGAUUACCUUGGUUUACAUUGUAUUUCAUCACACUUGGUGCAUGUUUCAAACAAUACGAAAUGUACGGCUAUGUCACACCACAGUUAGGUGUGAUUUUAUUAGCUCAUUGGUUAUAUGCAAAUGCAUGUGCCAAAGGUGAAGAAUUGAUCGUUCCAACAUGGGAUAUGGCCUAUGAAAAAUUCGGUUUCAUGCUAAUCUUUUGGAACAUUGCAGGUGUUCCAUACACUUACUGCCACUGCACUCUAUAUCUAGUUUAUCACGAUCCAUCUGAAUACAAUUUCAAUAUGGUUUACACUAUUGGGUUAUAUGUGGUGUAUUUAUUUGCUUAUUACGUUUUUGAUACUGCUAAUGCCCAAAAGAAUAUGUUUAGAAAACAAAUCGCUGGUGAUGAAAGUGUUAGAAAGACUUUCCCACAUUUCAAAUAUCAAGUGUUGAAGAAUCCAAAAUAUUUGAAAACUUCGAAUGGAUCAUAUUUAUUGAUUGAUGGAUGGUAUAAAUAUGCUAGAAAGAUUCAUUACACUGCAGAUUGGAUCCAAGCAUUGAUAUGGGGAUUGGCGUGUGGUUUUAAGUCACCAUUUCCUUGGUUUUUCCCAGUUUUCUUCUUUGUUGUCUUAACUCAUAGAGCUGUAAGAGACCAAAUUAAAUGUAAGAGAAAGUACGGCAAGGAUUGGGAUGAAUACUUGAAACAUUGUCCAUACUUAUUUAUCCCAUUUUUAUUCUAA
Messenger RNA from Kazachstania africana CBS 2517, 1392 nucleotides. RefSeq lists its product as uncharacterized. Gene Ontology annotation, cellular component: endoplasmic reticulum membrane. Bases 1 to 1392 code for a protein of 463 amino acids. The record is from RefSeq and is a predicted model, not a curated record. Gene Ontology annotation, molecular function: Delta24(24-1) sterol reductase activity. Gene Ontology annotation, biological process: ergosterol biosynthetic process. NCBI's taxonomy places the organism in Eukaryota, Fungi, Ascomycota, Saccharomycetes, Saccharomycetales, Saccharomycetaceae. The transcript has a single exon.